CGUUGCGGUAUAACGGGUCGUAGGUAAUGGGGAUCGAUUGCUACCCGUGAAAACGCUCUGUACUUCCUUACUCCUUUGGGGUGAAAUAUUUUUGGUGACGAGGUAACCUUGCCUGUUGGGUCCCAUUUUCUGUUAAAAUGUCUCUAAGACCGAUAACGUUCGUCACUGGAAAUGUCAAGAAGUUGGAAGAAGUAACAGCUAUACUAGGAUCAAAUACUUUAUUUAAGGUGGUUAGCCAAGACCUUGAUUUGCCAGAAUAUCAAGGUGCUGACCCUGAUUAUAUUGUUAGAGAAAAGUGUCUUUCUGCCAUCAGAGUAACCAGGGGACCCACACUUGUGGAAGACACCUGUCUUUGCUUUAAUGCUCUUAAAGGGUUGCCAGGGCCCUAUGUAAAAUGGUUUCUUGCUAAAAUUGGCCCUUCUGGUCUUGCCAAUCUUCUGUCAGGCUGGGAGGAUAAAUCUGCCUAUGCGUUAUGUCUGUUUGCCUAUUCCGAAGGUGUAGAUGAAACAAUUCAUAUUUUCCGUGGAAAGACAGAAGGUAUAAUUGUUCAUCCUAGGGGACCCCAAGAUUUUGGCUGGGAUGCCUGUUUUCAACCAAAUGGAUUCACCUUAACUUAUGCUGAAAUGGAGAAAGAUAUUAAAAAUUCUAUAUCACACCGCAGUAAAGCACUGAAUGCAAUGAAAAACCAUUUCAGUAACAUCCAGAUGAAAUGUGAUAAAACAGACGUAUCCUUUUAAUCCUUUCAUAAGCAAUAUAUUUUUCACUUGUUG
Molecule: messenger RNA, 770 nt
Organism: Daphnia carinata
Lineage: Eukaryota; Metazoa; Arthropoda; Branchiopoda; Diplostraca; Daphniidae
Product: inosine triphosphate pyrophosphatase-like
Exons: 4
Coding region: 138-737 (199 amino acids)
Biological process (GO): nucleoside triphosphate catabolic process
Cellular component (GO): cytoplasm
Molecular function (GO): nucleoside triphosphate diphosphatase activity
Source: RefSeq, a predicted model, not a curated record